AUGCCAAAUUGUCUGCAGCUGCAGAGGCGUGGUGGUUAUGACCUCAAGGCUGUCAUAGGCACGCAGGACGAGGCUCAGACCAAGGAACAAACCUACGAUACUGAUUCCGAGAUUGAGGGCGAGGACAAGAAGAAUGCCAAUGAUAAGAGGCAAAGGCAAAAUCAAGAUAGUGGCACGUGGACAAUCUCACCAUGCACGCAUUGUCUGUUCCCCAAGUGGACUUGCGUGCCCUACUGGGAUGGCCAAUGGACAUUCCAGUUGUUAUUUUUCUACAUGGAUUAA
This is a messenger RNA of Penicillium mononematosum, 282 nucleotides long. RefSeq lists its product as uncharacterized. The transcript has a single exon. Lineage: Eukaryota; Fungi; Ascomycota; Eurotiomycetes; Eurotiales; Aspergillaceae. The record is from RefSeq and is a predicted model, not a curated record. The coding region runs from base 1 to 282 and encodes 93 amino acids.